This is a messenger RNA of Penicillium verhagenii, 1671 nucleotides long. RefSeq lists its product as uncharacterized. The coding region runs from base 1 to 1671 and encodes 556 amino acids. Gene Ontology annotation, molecular function: oxidoreductase activity, acting on paired donors, with oxidation of a pair of donors resulting in the reduction of molecular oxygen to two molecules of water. NCBI's taxonomy places the organism in Eukaryota, Fungi, Ascomycota, Eurotiomycetes, Eurotiales, Aspergillaceae. The record is from RefSeq and is a predicted model, not a curated record. Gene Ontology annotation, biological process: lipid metabolic process. The transcript has 2 exons. Gene Ontology annotation, cellular component: membrane.
AUGAGUAAGAUGGCCACCCUCGCUAGGGCGAGGGACAAUGUCUUGUCCAGGCGCGAGAUUGAAGGCAUGAUUGCCUCAAAGAACAUCAUUAUCAUUGUCGAUGACAAGGUACUCAAAUUGGAUGCUUGGGUCAAAUUCCACCCUGGAGGCGACUUGGCCAUCCAGCAUAUGAUUGGCAAAGAUGCCACAGAUGAAGUCAAUGCUCUACAUUCACCAGAAGCCCGCCAACAAAUGAGCAAGUUUCAAAUUGGUCGCAUCGAAGGGCGAUGGAGGAACUUUCUCCCUCCCAUUCAGGGAGGCACUUUCCGUCCAUACUGCGAGGAAGAAUUCGAGCGCCCAUCAACCCCCCUGUCCACCGAUGAAUCAGCUCCACCUUCUCCCAUUUUCGAAGCUACGUUAGACACAUCCGGCUUGCGACGCAGAUUGUCAGUAUCGACCGUGGCAUCUGCCGUCAGCUCUAUCCCCCCACUAGACACAGAAGCGCGAACACUGGUGGUAGAUGCUCGAACCCAAGAAGAGAUCAAGUUGGAUGAGUCCAAAUAUCCGUCCCUCGACGCUGAAGAUCAGGAGAACAUCGUCCAGAAAUAUCGCCAGCUCAACGAGCGCAUUCGUGCCGCCGGACUUUACAACUGUAACUACUACGCCUACGCAGUUGAGAUCUGCAGAUACUCACUCUUUUUUGGUCUUUUCGUCUUCUUCUUGAAGAAGCACUGGUUCUGCUUGUCUGGUUUCUUCCUGGGUUGCUUCUGGCACCAGUUAGUCUUCUCUGCUCAUGAUGCUGGCCAUAUGGGUAUCACACAUGACUUCCAGACCGAUACUGUUAUUGGCAUGGUUAUUGCCAACCACUUGGGUGGGCUGAGUCUUGGUUGGUGGAAGCGCAGCCACAACGUUCACCACAUCGUCACCAAUGCGCCCGAGCACGACCCCGAUAUUGAACUUAUGCCCUUCUUCGCCUUGUCGCACCGAUUUUUCGACAGUCUAUACAGCACAUACCACGAUCGGGUCAUGGCAUUUGAUGCGGUCGCCAAAUUCACUGUUAAAUACCAACACUACAUGUAUUACCCUAUCCUUCUUUUCGGUCGCUUCAACCUCUACUUCUUGAGCUGGGAGCACAUCUACCUUGGACUUGGCCCUAAGAACGGUGCCGGCUGGUGGCACCGCUGGUUUGAACUCUCUGGCCAGAUUUUCUUCUGGAUCUGGUUCGGCUAUGGCGUUGUUUGGUCUAGUAUCCCGGAUUGGUAUAGUCGGGUCGCCUUCGUCCUCAUUUCUCACAUGGUUACUGCACCGCUCCAUGUACAAAUCACUCUUUCUCACUAUGCUAUGUCGACUGCCGAUCUUGGUCCUCAUGAGUCUUUCCCUCAGAAGAUGCUGCGCACAACCAUGGACGUGGAUUGCCCCGAAUGGUUGGACUUCUUCCACGGUGGUCUUCAAUUCCAGGCGAUUCACCACUUGUACCCUCGCAUUCCUCGUCAUAACUUGCGCAAGACGCAACAGUUUGUGCGGGAGUUCUGCGAAGAUGUCAAGAUUCCCUAUGCCGUCUUUACUUUCUACGAUGGCAAUAAGGAGGUCAUCGGUCGACUUGGCGAUAUUGCCAAGCAGGCGAGAAUAUUGCAGGAAUGCCAGAAGGCAUGUGCGGAACAAGGUGUCUUUGCGGAUCACCACUCGCACUGA